Messenger RNA from Gigantopelta aegis, 4652 nucleotides. Its product is annotated as microtubule-associated protein 10-like. The record is from RefSeq and is a predicted model, not a curated record. Gene Ontology annotation, cellular component: mitotic spindle midzone; cytoplasmic microtubule; mitotic spindle pole. Gene Ontology annotation, molecular function: microtubule binding. NCBI's taxonomy places the organism in Eukaryota, Metazoa, Mollusca, Gastropoda, Neomphalida, Peltospiridae. The transcript has a single exon. Bases 72 to 2954 code for a protein of 960 amino acids. Gene Ontology annotation, biological process: mitotic spindle midzone assembly; positive regulation of cytokinesis; cytoplasmic microtubule organization.
ACUCUACCGCACACUGUUUUGCUAAAUAGCCAAAAUAUUUUCUUAAAAACACGUAAAACUGUUGCUUGAAAAUGCCUGGGCAGGAAGAUUCCCUUUUCUCGUUGGAACUUGUCGUGGAAAAAGUUUACAUUCCACACAUACCUUGUCACUUUCCAGCAGUAGCAUUUAGAUUGCUUGAUUUUCCUACGAUUAUAAUUAGCCACGUAGAAGAUGAUUUGGCCAAAACAAUCAAAGGUAAAAUCUCAAGAGAUCCUUACUACGAAAUCCCGGCCCAGUUUAGUGAAUUGAAGGACAAACAUGGUAAUUUUAUGAUAAACAAAGGUAAAUCCUGUUUAUUUAAAAUUACUGUGGACAGCUUAAAACUGCACCUAGCUAAUACACCACUGUAUGUUAUGCUCAUUGACACAUUCCCAGAAGUUCCGAAACUACUCGGCAACAGUACUGUUCCGCUGAACUUUAUUAUGGAUGAAAUAUGUGUUGAUAUUGCAAAAAUGGGAACCAUAGUACCGUCAGUCCAUGGCGACAAGGGUCUUUUCAAACUGUACAGUUUAAUGGGAAAAGAAAUUGGAUAUUUUGUUUUAGGCUUUCGACUUCUCUGCUUAGGCCCAAGUCUAAUUCCACAUUUGCCGGAAGGUGCUCUGUUAAGAAGGUCUGCCAAGUCAACUCGCAAGGAAGAUGUAGUAGCACAACAAAUUGUGCAUGUUCAAGAAGUUGAUGAUGGAGAGUCGGAUGCAGAAGUUGCUGUGCUGAAAGAUACAAGAGAAAUGGGAUCCAUGACUGAUGUCGAGAAGCACGAUAUGAUCAUUCAGACUUUGCAGAUGGAUGACAAAGCUGUGCAUGUAGCAGUUUCAGCACCAGAAGACAAGACAAUUGUCACCACUGCAACACAAACUGUGAAGCACAAAAGAACUGUACGAAAAGUAAAUCCAAAGGUACAUGAAAAAUGUGAAGAUGAGGAUUUCAUCAUUAAUAACUUUGUUUGCCCUCCUCCACUAUUCUACAAUUGUAAGACACAACCCCCACUUAAAAUUAAACAAAUGGUAUACUAUGAGACAUGCACAGAUGAUGAUCUAUCAGUUGACAAUUUAGAAAGUACAUCUGAAGACGGAGACUUCAAAACGAAACCAAGUAAAGUAAAUAGUGUGAAAGAGGAAGUGCUGCAUGAUGGUACCACAAAGAAUGAUGUAGAAACAAAAUAUGAAUAUGAUCGACCUGUUAAAUCCAUUGCCAAGGCAUUUGAAGACAAAAGAAAUUCUUGUUUGGGUGUGGCCAGUGGGCAAGAUGCCUUAUUUCCAAUUCUCACUGCAUUGCUUAAUGAGCUGAGUUGUAUCCAAAAUCCUCAACUUCUUCAAAAUGUUUCCAGAAAUGUGCAACAACUGAAGAUUCAACAAAAAUCAAAUGUUCAAGACAUUAACAGAAAAGUAUCUGAAGAACGCAGUAAGCCUUUUGUUCAAGACAGGAAGGCUCAUGAUAAAGAAAAUGUUCCAGUGGCUGGAUACCCAAAACCAACAAAAGAGUCCUCGGUUUCAAGUCCAGGAAAGAAAAAAGUAAGGCAGUGUGCUCAACCACAUGAACUUGUUUCUAAAAAUAAAGGAUGGUUAAGGAAAGUUCCGGAAUAUCACAGUCCAAAGAAAACACAACUGAUCUAUCGUCUGACAAAUACACAGAGACUAAGACUUGCUAAAACAAACCCUCAGUGGUUAGAAGCAGUGGAGAAAGAAGAAGCUGAAGCAAAGAAAAGACAACAAGCUGCCUCCCAAAAGAAUACAGAAUCUGAUGAUUUGGAUGUGACCAACUUUUCUGAUACUUUAACAGAAGUGAGGAGACUUGCUGAAAAAGAAUAUCAAAAGAAAGGGGAUGAAACGAUGGAUUCCCUUCUUGAUGUUUCCACACUGAGAAGUGGAAAAAACCAAAGGAGAGUCCACCAUAAGCACAGAAGCCAAAGCUCAAAGGGUAAAUCUCCAUCAAGACCAUUAAGAGGUCAAACACCAUCACCGAAACAUAAACAACCUAAAAUCAUUCAAGUGAAAAGUGCAUUGUCUGAUGACUUUGAUGAUUAUGACAAUCAAGGCAUCCUAUCACCUGAGUUGAACAAUCGUCCACUUGAUAAUGAUACUAGUUUAAGGAGUGAUUUGCCUAGUUCACAGAAAAGCAUUGAAGUGCGUCUGCCUAGUGCUCAGGGUUAUGAUAAAGAGGAUAGUGAUAAUACAAUGGAUGAGGAAGAUGAGGUUUCUUCAGAUGAAAUAAGCCAUGGUCGUGGCAGGAAUUUUCUUGGGUUUGGAAAAAAUAAUAUCACCUCUCCAGGAGUUAUCAAUGGUAAGCCAAAUGCUUCUCUUAUGCAGUCCAUUGACUACGAUCAACCACUUGAAUCAACAAGAUUAUCAAAACAUUUUGAUGGAAAUGCACGUUCCAGGACAUUAGAAUCUACAGAAGAUUUUGACACCCAUCAGUUUCAUUCAACUGAAGAACCAGAACUGUUAGGUUUGGUAAGUGGUGAAGAUCAUCAUUCUGAUGUCAAUGAUAGUGCCCGACAGGGCAAGUUGCAAGUAUCUGCCAGUGUGGCUUCAUCAGUGAAAUUUCCAGUACUUAACCCAACAGCUUCUGAGCAGUCCCCAAUACCAGCAACACGUAGAUCAACUGUUAGGCUUGAAACUGGUCUUAGUGGAAGCCUUUCAGGUACACCAGGGUCCAUCUCUACAGGUAGUUCAAAACGGCCAACACCACAACCGAGAAAACCAACUGUGGGCAAGCUGGAGUCAGUUCAUACCGAAUCUGUCAGUUCAUAUUUACCUUCAGAUCCUGAAAAUAUGGUAACAUCUUUAAACAGUGAUGCUAAUUAUUCUGAUGACUUCCACUCUCUCCGAGGACAAGACAGUUUAACAGACAUUUCAUCACCUGAUCUGUCAGUGCAGAGAUUUAUUCCAGAUUCAAAGCUCGCAUACACUAUUAACUGAGCUUCAUAUAAACUGUAUUAACAGGCAUCGAAACAGCAUAGUGUCUGGUAACCCAUGUACAGGUUACUACAAGAUACAGGCCAAGUAAUCUAUAGGUUACAACUCUCAAAUCAAAUUGACAAUUCCCAUAAUUAAUACUUCACAAAUACCCUGAUACUUUGUUAUUAAUUGAUAUCAGUGUUCUCGUUGUAUUGAUAUUUGUAUGUGUUUCAUUUAUUGAAUAACACACUAUUGAUCAAAAUUUAGGGAACAAAGUUUUUGUUUAAAUAACGAUUUUGUGGAGAACGAAGUAGUGUCUUGACUUUUUUUUGACGUGGUAACCUGAACAACCAUUUUCGACUUGUUUUUAUGCCUGUAUUAAUACAUUCAAAUAAUGUGUGUACCCUAGUUGGUGUGCUCUUUGAUAAAACUAACUCCUACUUAACUGCAUUAAGUAAUCAUAUGUGUACAGCUAAAGUUUGUUAGCUAAUUUUGCACAUAAUUUUUGUUGUAUGUGUUUUUUUGUAUUUAAACUUCAGUGAAACCCUCUAAACCAGAAACCCUCGGGACCAAGUAAAAUGUCCGGGUUUAAGAGGUAUCUGGUUAAGUGAGGUGAAGUUCUUUACUGAUUUUUCAAAAAGGACCUUGAAAAAUGUUCUGUUCUGAGGGAAUUCCAGUUGACAGAGGAUCCGGUUUUCAGAGGUUUCAUUGUAUUAAUAAUAGAUAAAGAUCAAUAUUUAUAAGAGAAAGCAAAGUGCAAUUUUCAUUGAAUUUUUUUUUUUUUUUUAAAUUGUAAUAUUAUUCACUAAUUAAGUAGUAUGUGCCAUUUGUUUAUUGAAUAUAUUUUGUUAAAAGUCUUGUAAUAAAGUUAAGGAUGCAAUAUCAUAGUUACAAGGGCCAUAUUUUGCUGUUAAAAAAACGUUGGUACAAAUUACAUGUAAUUGAACCCACAUGUACCAAAUCAGGGUUUUAGAUUGCAUCAAAGUCACAACAGUAAAGGGUGUGCCCACAAUAAGUAUGCCCCAGAAAUAUGCCUACAAUAAGUAUACACAUAACGACUACUUAACAAUUUCAACUAAAAAACUACUGAAAUCUUAAGUCUAAAUGAUCUUAAAAUAACUCAAAAUGCAUUUCUGAAUAUCCACAACUCUUCAAAUCACUUCCAUUUCAUAUCCUCAAUUAAUUUGAUUAAUGUACUCCUUAAAGAUCUCACUAUGCUCAGAACAAUAAAAAAUAUAUCUUGUGCCCAAAUUAGUGAGAUCUAAAGCCCUGUUAAACUUUGUAUAUAAUUAACUCAGGAAAAUCAAAUUGUACGGUGAAUGCCAUGUAGACGGUUGCAUUCAGUAUGACUAUUACUGUCUUAUGACAUCGUAGCAAAUCACAAAAUCAGGCAAGUUGACUGGAUAGGGUAGCUAGUCUGAGACAGAUGAGUUGCAUGGAAACAAUAAACCUGUCUGCAACAUCUGCCUCAUAUAACUUUACGGUGGUCACCUCAACUUGAUGUACCUAAUUCCAUCCGUUUUUUACUAAUCAUUUUCUCUGCUUUUUUUAUUUAUUGGGUUGCCUUUUUCAUGAGUUUGUCCAUGUGCCCUUUUCCCCUUAGUCCUCGAUCCACCCCAAAAACAAAAUUUAUAUUUAUAUAUUUUCUGGAUCUGUUAGUGGCCCAUUUCUUGUUCCAGUCAGUGCACCACGACUGGUAUAUCAAAGUUUGUAAAAGUG